This is a messenger RNA of Gloeophyllum trabeum ATCC 11539, 1641 nucleotides long. RefSeq lists its product as uncharacterized. Bases 1 to 1641 code for a protein of 546 amino acids. The transcript is spliced from 9 exons. NCBI's taxonomy places the organism in Eukaryota, Fungi, Basidiomycota, Agaricomycetes, Gloeophyllales, Gloeophyllaceae. The record is from RefSeq and is a predicted model, not a curated record. Gene Ontology annotation, molecular function: ADP binding; proton-transporting ATP synthase activity, rotational mechanism; ATP binding. Gene Ontology annotation, biological process: proton transmembrane transport; proton motive force-driven ATP synthesis.
AUGCACAGAAUCGCCGCCCCCCUAAGAAACUCGGCGCGCACUGCGGCGCUGGCCGCUAGCACCAAGAGCGUGCCCCGCGUUACCUCCGUCGUGUCGCGCUCCUAUGCUACCGCAAAACCUGCUGCAUCGGAGGUUUCCUCUAUCCUCGAGUCUCGUAUCUCUGGCAGUUCUCUCGGUGGGAAUGUCGAGGAGACGGGUCGCGUCCUGAGCGUCGGUGACGGUAUCGCCCGUGUCUACGGGUUGAGAAACGUCCAGGCCGAAGAGAUGGUGGAAUUCUCUUCCGGCGUUCGCGGCAUGUGUCUGAACUUGGAAGCCGACAACGUCGGUGUCUCCAUCUUCGGUAACGAUCGUGCCAUCAAGGAGGGUGACACUGUCAAGCGUACGGGUCAGAUUGUCGACGUUCCCGUCGGCCCUGGCUUGCUUGGCCGUGUCGUUGAUGCUCUGGGCAACCCCAUCGACGGCAAGGGUCCCAUCCAGGCCUCUGAGCGUCGCCGUGCGGCCCUCAAGGCCCCCGGUAUCUUGCCUCGUCGUUCGGUCAACCAGCCGAUGAUGACUGGUAUUAAGCCCAUCGACGCCAUGGUGCCCAUUGGCCGUGGCCAGCGUGAGCUUAUCAUUGGUGACCGUCAGACCGGUAAAACUGCUGUUGCUAUCGACACCAUUCUGAACCAGAAGCGGUGGAACGACGGCACUGAUGAGGACAAGAAGCUCGUCUGUGUCUACGUUGCUGUUGGUCAGAAGCGGUCCACCGUCGCUCAAUUGGUCAAGACUCUGGAGGAGAACGACGCCAUGAAGUACUCCAUCAUUGUCGCUGCUACUGCUUCCGAGGCUGCGCCUCUGCAGUACCUUGCUCCUUUCUCCGGAUGUGCUAUGGGUGAAUGGUUCCGUGAUAACGGCAAGCAUGCUUUGAUCGUCUACGACGACUUGUCGAAGCAGGCUGUGGCUUACCGGCAGAUGUCUCUGUUGCUCCGUCGUCCUCCUGGUCGUGAGGCUUACCCUGGUGAUGUGUUCUAUUUGCACUCCCGUUUGCUCGAGCGUGCCGCCAAGAUGAACGACAAGUUCGGUGGAGGAUCCCUCACUGCUCUCCCCAUCAUUGAGACCCAGGGUGGUGAUGUGUCUGCCUACAUCCCCACGAACGUCAUUUCCAUCACAGACGGCCAGAUCUUCUUGGAGGCUGAGCUGUUCUUCCGUGGUGUCCGUCCUGCUAUCAACGUCGGUUUGUCCGUGUCUCGUGUCGGAUCGGCUGCCCAGACGAAGAUCAUGAAGAAGUUUGCCGGUUCCCUGAAGCUGUACUUGGCGCAGUACCGUGAGGUCGCUGCCUUCGCUCAGUUUGGUUCUGACCUCGACGCUUCCACUCGUUUCUUGCUGAGCCGUGGUGCUCGGCUGACUGAGCUGCUGAAGCAAGGUCAGUACCAGCCUCUUCCCAUGGAGGUCCAGGUCCCCAUCAUCUACGCCGGUGUCAACGGUCUGCUUGACUCUAUCCCCGUCGACAAGAUCACACAGUGGGAAGGCGAAUUCCGUUCGCACUUGACCUCGAGUCAGGGUCCUCUUCUGGAGGAGAUUGCCAAGGGCAACGUCACUGGCGACAUUGAGGAGAAGAUCAAGAAGGUCGUCGAGGACCACGUCUCCUCUUUCAAUGCAUAG